AUGUUAUUUAGUUAUCUUCCGACAUAUAUUUUAUUAAUAAUGAUAGUUAUUGUUAUCACGGCUAAUUCAUCAUCUCUAUCGCAAUUUCCGGGUAGUCAUCAUCUUUCAUGUCCUGAAGAAUAUCGAGAAUUACGUCGUCGUCAAGAUGAAAUGAGCUUCGAAUCCACCACCGAUGAUAAUGACAAUGAUGAUGAUGAUGAUGAUAUCAAUGGUAGUGAAACUCGAGAAAACGUUUGCGAACAAGCAAUGACUAUGAUAGUUCGACGUCAUGAUUUUGUUAAAUUAGAUCCAACAAUAUUAUUGAACUAUUGUCCACAUUAUAAUGAACGUUUGGCAUUAGCAAAAGAAAAUAAUGAUACAUUAUGCGAAAAUAAAAAACAACAAUUAAAUAUGAAACGAAAACGACAACAGCUUAAGAAGAAACGAGAUGAUAGCAAUGAUUUUGAUGAUGAUGACGAUGACGACUACAAACGACGUGCAUUACUCAGACGAGAAUUAAAGAAAAGAGUUGCUUUGAGAUUUAUCCGUAAACGUAAACUAUAG
Molecule: messenger RNA, 543 nt
Organism: Adineta steineri
Lineage: Eukaryota; Metazoa; Rotifera; Eurotatoria; Adinetida; Adinetidae
Source: the annotation of a GenBank genome assembly